Molecule: messenger RNA, 336 nt
Organism: Laccaria bicolor S238N-H82
Lineage: Eukaryota; Fungi; Basidiomycota; Agaricomycetes; Agaricales; Hydnangiaceae
Product: synaptobrevin-like protein
Exons: 5
Biological process (GO): vesicle fusion; vesicle-mediated transport
Cellular component (GO): SNARE complex; plasma membrane
Molecular function (GO): SNAP receptor activity; syntaxin binding
Source: RefSeq, a predicted model, not a curated record
CCUUACGACCCAUAUCUCCCCCGAGACGGCUCAAACAACGCUGGACCUAGUAAGGGCAAUGCCAAAACAGCGGCCAUUCAAGCGCAGAUUGAUGACACUGUGGGAAUUAUGAGGGAGAACAUUACGAAGGUGGCGGAACGAGGAGAACGGUUAGAUUCAUUACAGGACAAAACAGAUAACCUUGCUGUGUCCGCACAAGGUUUCCGCCGUGGAGCCAACCGGGUUCGCAAGAACAUGUGGUGGAAAGAUAUGAAGAUGCGCAUCAUCAUAGGUGUAGCAAUUGCCGUCAUCAUCGUGAUCAUCGUCGUGUCGAUCGUCAAGGCGACACACAAAUAA